Biomphalaria glabrata is the source of this 1977-nucleotide messenger RNA. Its product is annotated as stress response protein NhaX-like. The record is from RefSeq and is a predicted model, not a curated record. The transcript has 5 exons. NCBI's taxonomy places the organism in Eukaryota, Metazoa, Mollusca, Gastropoda, Planorbidae. The coding region runs from base 310 to 831 and encodes 173 amino acids.
AAAGUUUGCGGAAGCGACUCGUUCAAAUAAACUCUACAGUCUGUCUAAUCGACACGGACUCAUUCACGUCUGCGCCGUGUUGUACUUCUUAUAAGCAGAUAAUAUAAGAACUUUAUCUCUCUUAUUUAAAAAAAAAGCAUUUGUUUCUCUACACUUCUAUCUAAUCUGGAUUUUUCGUAAGCUUUUAUGAAAUUGUAACUCAGCUUAAGACUUUGUCAAUCUAAAGUUAAGAGUGUUUUGAAUUACCUUACCUGUUUGAUAUCACAUUUAUUGUAAUCGCCCAAACUGACUCAUUGAAACAAACAAAAAAUGUGUUUUAAACGCAAAAGGACUGAUUCUCUUACUAAGUCGCCACGUUUUACCAAAAUUAGAGAAAAAAACAUGAGACGCCACUUGAUUGCUUUAGACGGCCGCAAGCCUGCAGACUACGCCUUUGAAUGGUAUCUAGAGAAUUUCGCUAGGCCCGACGACCAGGUGGUGAUCUUCCAUUGCUCCCUGUUUCAGUUAAGCAUAGCUCUCCCAGGAGCUGCAGUCAACGUAGAUGCCGUCAGCAAGCAGGUACAAGAGGCUAUGGAUAGAGCCAACACAAUCACACAGAAUGCUAACGAAGUGCUGAAGGCCAAAGGCAUCCGAGGCUACAUCAUCAUUAAGUCCGGCAUGAAGCCCGAAGAGGCUAUCCUUUUGACAGCAGAGGAGGAAAAAGUGGACCACAUUUUCAUGGGCACAAGAGAUCUAAACUCGUUAGAGCGUGUCUUCAUAGGCAGUGUCAGCACCAAUGUUGUCCGUAAUGCCAAAGUGCCAGUGACUAUAGUCAAGAUGUCACCAUCGUAGAGUAGCAGUGACGUACAGAAAGUAUUUGGCCUUGAAAAACACAAUAACUCAACAAGUUCACUUCUCUCAGUGCUAUGGUCACUCUCUACCAAUGUAGUAGUUGUUUGGGUUUUUCCCUCAUCAAAUUUACAAGGAAUAAUUUUGGUUUGAAGUAUUUGUUUUGUUUUGAACUGGGUACUGUAGAAAUAUAGGAACAAUACAUUUUUUUAAAACCCAUUUCUUUAAAGACCUAAGUAAAGCAUCUUAGAAUGUUUCUUUCCUCCAAGCAAAAUUGUUACCAAUUUUAAAUUGUAUCCAUAUUUGUUUUAUUGCAGCCUAAAUACAAUUGUUAUAUACCCUGAGAAGCUCCAGUGCCACUAAAUCUUGUUCUUGACAAUUAGAUAAUGCCCAUUUGAUUAAGAAAAUGAGUGAGAGCGUAUUAUUUUUGAAAUGUAAACCACUUAUCACAUAGAUUCAUAAUUACUUAGAAACAAAAAAAAAGAUGUUUGAUUGUAAUUAAAUUAGCAAUUUUUUUUAAAUAUAACAUUGUAGGAAAAAUAACACAGUUAGAUGUAAAUACUUAGCAGAUGAUACCAUGGUUUAAGUGAGACCAGUAGUCAUAAAAGGCCCAAAUGUUGAACAGCAACGUCACAAUAUGUGGGCCAUGUCUGUAUGAUGUAGCAACGAACUAUUGGUCUCCACUGCCUACAGCUUGUGAAGUUGCAGUUCAGUUUUGAUGCUCACUAUGACGAUUGGUUUGGCUACAUUAGAUUAUGGGUUAAUUUGACUAAUACACCCUUAUACACCUAUCACAAUGUGUCCUCUCUAUAGUUCCCAGUUGAAGACCAGUAUAAAACCAACUAAAGGCCAACCCAAGAUUUGUGCUGUUACUGUGAGAGAUGUUUUGCAUUUAUUAUGUCAUAGUCAUAUAUCUGUAACAUCCGUUUUAAAGUGCAUUUAAACAUGGUGUGUAUGUGUUUACACAGGCACACAGGAAGAAGCGAUGAAAGUGUUACUGUGUUUUUUUCUCCAAUGUUUAAAAUAUGCUUGUUUUAGUGGGGGGAAAUCAAUGCACGGUCAGAGGCUAAGUCUAAAUGGAAAAAUAUUAUAUGAAAUUAUGUUUGUAAACAAAUCAAUAAAUACUAUUUUUUUAUAUUUAUUACAUAA